CCUUCUGCCUGUGGCCUGCCUGACCUACUACUACUACUACCUUUAUCGGUGUAAACUCAAAUUCUAGAAUCCCCUCCUCCUCCUCAACCUCUCCUCCUGCUCCUCCUCCCUCCCCCCCUCCAGUCAAUCCCCUCUUCUCUCCUCCGAAAAAAAGGGGGGGCUUUCAGCCGCUGCAGCCUGCAGCAAGCACACACACACAAACAGAGAGAGCCAGAGUCAAAAAAAGAGGCACGAAAGAGGCUGGUGGGACGGCAGCCGGGAUUCAUGCGCCUCGCUCCCUCUCGCUUCACACCAAGCAGGACCAAACAGGACCAAACAGGACCGAGCAGGACGACCUAGCAAAUAAGACACGGCCGAGGUCUGGCUGGAAAUGUCGACGCCUCACGCUGCGGAAGUGCGGCAGAGCAGCAUAUCAUAGGCCUGUUCCCUCUCUCCCUCGACCUCACCUUCACUCUCUCUUUCUCUUUUUUCUUUUUUUGGAAAAAUAAUUUUGGCAUCAACUUGGCAUCUCUUUCGUUUCUGAACCCAUCGCUUCCUUCUUUUCCUGCUUCUUAUUCUUCUUGUGCUUCCCCAUCCUCCCAUUUCUCCAUCCGCCUUGUCACUCAUUAUUCCAACCUGGAAUACCAUCGCUCACGUGCGCUUGUGCGCCUCUUUGCCUGUUCCUGAUCCUGCCUCUUCUGGCCAUGGACGUGUUGCUGCCGCUGCGCCAAUGCUGAGAACAGACUCGCUGCCACCGCUAAUGAUUCUCGAGUCAUCAUGGCCACCAUCGAGCCGCGUCUAAUCCAUCUCUUGAAUGAGCCGACAACUCCGGAGACCCCCAAUACGGAAGUCGUCAAUACGGAGGGCCUCAAUACAGAGAGCAUUACUACGGAGGGCCUUCAUACAGAGGGCAUCACCUCGGAGGGCAUCAACCCGGAGGUCCUCCACACGGAAGCCCCCAACGCGGAAGUGCCGUUGCAGCCCUCACUGCCUUCACUACCUACGCUACAGUUGCUGCCCUUGUCGGGGAACCGAGACGGGCCUCUACCGCCGCUGCAUCUCGAAGGCCUCCGAGCCGACAGGUUCUUUGGCAGUGCUGGCCGGAAUGCCGCUCUGCCCGGCCCCAGCGGCGGAGCAUCCGGAGCUCCGCCGGCGUCCCCCUUCAUCGGUGACCAGACGACGUCCUUUGGCGACUUCAGGAGAGAGACCGACUACUCCAGAGAAGGCAAAUAUGCCGGGAGCGCGGCACUGUACCCGCUCAAGCUCCUGCUGAGUGAGGUCACCAUGCCGCCGAUGCCCACGCCGCCCGCCCCGUCCUUUACCAGCAUUCUGAACGAGGGGCCGGAUUUUCAAGACGACGCUCCUUCAUCUUCCUUUUCGUCUUUAUCAGCAUCCACAUCCAUAUCCGCAGCUAUACCCGCAUCUGCACCAACUGCUUCGUCGUCCGCGCCCUCGUCCUUCACCACGGCCGCGUCAUCUUCCUCGGCACUGUCCUUCCCCUCCUCGUCUACAACCGCAGUUGCAGCUGCAUCCAACGUUGCCUCCGGCUCCGGCGCUACUCCCAGCAACAAACGACCAGCCAUCCAUAUAAAGGAUGACUUUAUGCAGCUACCGCAACCCAGCAAGAAGCCGAAGGCGCACCAGGCCCCCUUGAUGCCACCAAUCAUCAACGGACUGCUGGAGCCACCGCCCAACGUCGCCCUCUUCCCUCCCAUCGAAUCUAGUGCCUUUGACGACACCGAUGCUGGCCAGAGCAAGCUCCUUCACGAACUCAGCUACAGCCCGCCGGGGCCUCGUCUAUCCCCGGAGCCUGGGCAGCCCGUGGCCAAGCCGCGGGCCACGAGGAAACGCUCGAGCAAGCCCAGGCGAAAGUGGACGGAAGAGGAAACAAAUCACCUGCUCAGGGGUGUCGAUCGCCACGGCGUGGGCAAAUGGACUAGUAUCCUAGAUGAUCCCGAUUUUCACUUCAACUCGCGCUCGGCCGGUGAUCUCAAGGACCGCUUCCGCACCUGCUGCCCCGAGGAGAUGCGUGUGACCGAUGCUGAUCAACAUCAGUCUCUUGCCCGACGCCGCCAGCUCCAGAACCAGUUCAGGCAGCUGACGUCGCCGCAGAAGACGCCGGAGACGGCCACCACAACAGAAGGCGGGAUCUUGUCGGACAAGGAUUCUGCCGCCUGCACUCCGUGUGGGACGGACGAGCCUCCCGCCAAGAAGAGCCGUGCCCAUCGGAUGAAGGUGUCGGACCUCGCAGGGCUCGGCAUCAAGGGCCCGUUCAAAAGGGCCCGCAGGAGGGAGCGGACGGCCUUCUCCUCCCGGGACGACCAGGAGAUCCUGCAAGGCCUCGAGGCAUACGGCCCGUCGUGGUCCAAGAUUCAGCGCGACAAGCGCUUUCAUCUUGGGAACCGGCAGCCCACGGACCUGCGGGACCGGGUGCGCAACAAGUAUCCCUACAUCUACCAGCGCAUCGAGAAGGGUGUCUUCCAGCCCAAAGACGUCAGCACCACGAACAUUCUCGAGCCAACGGUCAACACCAACAUUGGCCACUCGUUCAAAAUCCGAACCGCUGCCGCAGCGCCACCACUUACACUGACGGCCAACAGCUCUACGAACCGAGCCGCGACGCAGGAAGAACUGCCCAAGUGGCUGUUUCAGUCAUCUGGCCCGGCAGAGCAGCCGCAGCAAGCGCUCCGGGAGCCUGACGAGCCUACACCAUCAGCUUCUGGCGGAGAGAUGGACAUUGCCAGGCUCCUGCUGGACGAUGGUCAAGCCACGCCUUCUAUUACUUGA
Messenger RNA from Trichoderma reesei QM6a, 2766 nucleotides. RefSeq lists its product as uncharacterized. The record is from RefSeq and is a predicted model, not a curated record. NCBI's taxonomy places the organism in Eukaryota, Fungi, Ascomycota, Sordariomycetes, Hypocreales, Hypocreaceae. Bases 757 to 2766 code for a protein of 669 amino acids. The transcript has a single exon.